Stomoxys calcitrans (stable fly) is the source of this 703-nucleotide messenger RNA. RefSeq names its product peptidoglycan-recognition protein SC2-like. The coding region runs from base 35 to 694 and encodes 219 amino acids. The transcript has 2 exons. The record is from RefSeq and is a predicted model, not a curated record. NCBI's taxonomy places the organism in Eukaryota, Metazoa, Arthropoda, Insecta, Diptera, Muscidae. Gene Ontology annotation, molecular function: N-acetylmuramoyl-L-alanine amidase activity; zinc ion binding. Gene Ontology annotation, biological process: peptidoglycan catabolic process.
GGUGGCUGGAGCGCCGCCCCAUUCGGCCUUGGAGAUGAUGGUUAACCCGAAAACGGCUUGGGCGCAGAAUAGAACAGCCAAAAGGCUGAAUAGAGCUUUAGAAACCAUUUGCUUGCCUUCGAAAAGCACAAUCAACAUGGUUUCUAAAGCUCUAUUCAGCCUUUUGGCUGUUCUAUUCUGCGCCCAAGCCGUUUUCGGGUUAACCAUCAUCUCCAAGGCCGAAUGGGGCGGCGCUCCAGCCACCAGCAAGACUUCUUUGGCCAAUGGCUUGGCCUACGCUGUGAUUCAUCACACCGCCGGUGCCUACUGCUCGACCAAGUCUGCUUGCAUUCAACAAAUGAAAAACAUCCAAAGCUAUCACCAGAAAACUUUGGGAUGGGCUGAUAUCGGUUACAACUUCUUGAUCGGUGGUGAUGGCAACGUCUACGAAGGUCGCGGCUGGAAUGUCAUGGGUGCCCAUGCCACCAACUGGAACUCCAAGUCCAUUGGCAUCUCCUUCAUGGGUAACUACAACAACGACAGACCCACCGCCGCUCAAAUCAGUGUUGCCAAGAGCUUGUUGGCUGCUGCCGUCUCCCGUGGCCAAAUCAAGUCUGGCUACAUUUUGUACGGUCACCGUCAAGUCGGCUCCACCGAAUGCCCCGGAACCAAUUUGUGGAAUGAGAUCAGAACCUGGCCCAACUGGAAGGCAUAAGAUAAUGAA